This is a messenger RNA of Apaloderma vittatum (bar-tailed trogon), 2146 nucleotides long. RefSeq names its product UV-stimulated scaffold protein A (gene UVSSA). The annotation marks the transcript as partial. Gene Ontology annotation, molecular function: RNA polymerase II complex binding. The record is from RefSeq and is a predicted model, not a curated record. Gene Ontology annotation, cellular component: chromosome. The transcript has 12 exons. NCBI's taxonomy places the organism in Eukaryota, Metazoa, Chordata, Aves, Trogoniformes, Trogonidae. Gene Ontology annotation, biological process: transcription-coupled nucleotide-excision repair; response to UV.
GUCCUCAGAGGAGCAUAUCAGCCAUGCGUAUCACCUGCUGAUGACACGACUCAAUGAGGAACACGCCGAGAUGCGCUUCUCAGCUUUCCAGAUCGUGCAGGAGCUGUUCAUCCGCUCCCAUCAAUUCCGGACGCUAAUUAUUUCCAACUUCCAAGAGUUGUUGGAGCUCACAGUGGGGACAAACCAUGAACAGCCUCUUCCCCCUCCCAGAGAGGUGGCACAGAAACUGAGGAAAGCAGCCAUUAAGUCAGUGCAAGACUGGCAUGAAAAGUAUGGAGAGGCCUACAAGAAACUUUCUCUAGGAUACCACUUCUUAAAGCAGAAUAAAAAGGUGGAUUUUCAAGAUGUACAUGCCAGAACUGUAGCUGAAAGGAGGAGGGAAGAGGAGAAACAAAAACGACUGGAUAAUGUUUACAAAGAAAAAGCCAAAAGAGCUGAAAAAGAAAUGGAAGAAAUGUCCCAAGAGAUUGCCAACACAUUAACAGAGAUGGAAAACUGUUUCCAGCUUCUGAUGCCGGAUCCUUUUGACUUCUCUGUGAAUGACAUGGAUCUGGAACCCAGCAAACAAAUGUCUGCUAAUGAGGAGAGACCUGCAUCCCCCUUGUCCUCCCAGGUGGAAGUUAACCAGGCCGGUUUUGGAUGCGUGGAUGAUGAGCAGCCGUGCUGCAGCAAGGAUGUUCUUUCUGUUUCUCAGUGGGUUAGAACUGAUAAAAACCAAGAGUCAGAUGAGAAACAGGAGAAGCCUGAACAAAAAGAACUAGAUGGAAGCACGUGCGCAGUUCAGUCUGGUAUCCCUGAUCUUGGUGAUGAUGAUUACCAGACUUUUGUGAGGAACCAUGGACUUAUUUCAUAUAAAUACACUCUAGACCUUGAAAUCUCCACAGAUAUAAAAGUGCAUGAGAAUGAAGAUAAUACUGCGAUCAUAAACAAUGUCACGGAUGCUCACAAGCUCCUCAGAAAUAAAUUCUUACCUUCUGUGCAGUCCUGGGUUCAGUUGUUUACCCGAGCAGGAGUAAAUGAUGAUCGACUGAAAUGUGCCAUUGAUCUCAAGAAUAAGUUGGAGACUGCUAUGAAGAAAUACAAGGAAAUGAAUAUUUCCUUUAAAGCGAGAAAAAGGAAAGUGAUGAAAGAUGUGGAUGAUGAUGAUGAUGAUGAUGAUGACGACGACGACGACGAAGAUGAAUUUGUGGAGGUCCCCGAGAAGGAAGGUUAUGAGCCCCACAUUCCAGACCACCUGCGUAAGGAAUAUGGGCUAGAGCCCCAGUCACCAAAACCACCCGUGGGGAAGACAUCAGCCGCUCCGCUGAGCUCCCGUGCCCAGCUGAAAGGGAAUGAAGAUGAACUUGAUCCAACCUGUGCAGCUGCCACACUGAAACUUAUUAGAGACAAACUACCACAGUUACCACCUCCACAUGCCAGUGACUCUGCAACUACUGAGCCAACAGCCUUGGAAGAGCCUGACAGUAAGAGAAAAAAACUAGAAGAAGAAAGAGCUAAAGCUCCCCUCAUGCCUUUUGGAUUAGAUCUUCACUACUGGGGACAGGAUCAGCCAAGCGCUGGGAAGAUUCUCAAAUUUACUUCUGAGCAUCGAUUUUGGGCACCCAGUGAAGUAGAAGAAGAGGUGGAAAAUAAAGAAAUAUCUGAAAUGUUAAAAACUAGAUAUAUAACAUUUGCUGGCAAGUUUGAACCAGUGAAACAUAAAUGUCGAGCACCAAUGCCUGAUGGAAGUCUGUGUGAAAGACAAGAUCGGUUUAAGUGCCCUUUCCAUGGAAAAAUAAUUCCUCGGGAUGAGUCUGGGAUUCCCAUUAAUGCGGAGGACAGAGCCAGAGAAGAAAAGAUGCGGUUUGAGAAGCAAGCAGCUCAGCCAGAGUGGCGAGAUCCAGAAUUCAUGAGAGAAGUUGAAGCAGCUACAGGAGUGGAUCUUGGUUCCUCUAAAAAUAAUGGAAAAGGAGGGAAAAAGAAAGGGAAGAAGAAAAAAUAUCCAAAUCUGACAGACCUGAAGCAGCAGGCUAACACUUCUCGUUCCCGACUUGAGAAGAAAGUCUUCAAUAAAGGUGCUAUGAAACGAGUGGUGAAAGCAAUGAACCGAGUGGACCAAAGAAAGCACGACAAGUUUGCCAACCAGUUUAACUACGCACUGAAUUAA